Messenger RNA from Chelmon rostratus (copperband butterflyfish), 1504 nucleotides. It is a transcript of the gene tmod4, whose product is annotated as tropomodulin 4 (muscle). Gene Ontology annotation, biological process: pointed-end actin filament capping; myofibril assembly; muscle contraction. Gene Ontology annotation, cellular component: myofibril; striated muscle thin filament. Gene Ontology annotation, molecular function: tropomyosin binding. The coding region runs from base 232 to 1254 and encodes 340 amino acids. The record is from RefSeq and is a predicted model, not a curated record. The transcript is spliced from 10 exons. NCBI's taxonomy places the organism in Eukaryota, Metazoa, Chordata, Actinopteri, Chaetodontiformes, Chaetodontidae.
GUACAGAGAGAGAGAGAGGGAGAGAGAGAGAGAGAGAGAGAGAGAGAGAGAGAGAGAGAGAGAGGAGGGGGGAGAAAAAAAAAGAAACAACUUUCUCUGGUUUCUAACUGCAGGCUCUGCCUUGCCGAGGGGCUUCAGCACUGUGCUUCUGUGAAGUGCCCUCUCGCCCAGGGGUGUGCAGCGGUGUGUAUGAGUGAGUGUGUGUGCACGUGAGCCGGAGCCUCAGGAGCCAUGUCGGACCCCAGGGACAUCGACGAGGAUGCUAUCCUCAAGGGCCUCAGUGCCGAGGAGCUGGAUCAGCUCGAGUAUGAGCUGCAGGAGAUGGACCCCGAGAAUGCCAUGCUGCCUGCCGGGAUGCGGCAGCGUGACCAGACGAAGAAGAGCCCAACGGGUCCAUUUGACCGCGAAGCUCUGCAGCAGCACUUGGAGAAGCAGGCCCUGGAGCACGAGGACAGGGAGGACCUGGUGCCCUUCACUGGGGAGAAGAAAGGAAAGGCCUUCGUGGCCAAGAAGGCAGCAGAGCUCCCGUUGCACGAGCAGGUGACUCUGGAGCCGGAGCUGGAGGAGGCUCUGAAAAAUGCCACAGACGCAGAGAUGUGUGAUAUUGCAGCGAUCCUGGGAAUGUACACGCUGAUGAGCAACAAGCAGUACUAUGAUGCUCUGGGCACCACGGGCACCAUCGCCAACACAGAGGGCAUCAACAGUGUAGUGAAACCAGAUCCCUUCAAGAUCUUCCCCGAUGAGCUGCCCAACCCCACCAACGUGGAGGAAACCCUGGAGAGGAUCCACAACAACGACAGCAGCCUGACUGAGGUCAACCUCAACAACAUCAAGGACAUUCCCAUCCCAACACUGAAAGAGAUCUUCGAGGCGAUGAAGGGAAACUCUCACGUGGAGUUUCUGAGCAUCGCUGCGACCCGAAGCAACGACCCUGUGGCCUACGCAUGCGCUGAGAUGCUGCAGGAGAACACCAGCUUGCAGAGUCUUAAUAUCGAGUCAAACUUCAUCACCGCGGACGGCAUGAUGGCGAUCAUCAAAGCGAUGGCCAACAAUGCCACACUGGUGGAGCUCAAGAUUGACAACCAGAGGCAGACGCUGGGAGACUCCGUCGAGAUGGAGAUCGCCUCCAUGUUGGAGAACAACUCCAGCAUCCUCAAAUUCGGCUACCACUUCAGCCAGCAGGGUCCCCGCGCCAGAGCUGCCAUGGCCAUCACACGAAACAACGACAUGAUUCGCCAGCAGAGAUUAAGAUGAAAGUAACAAGGAGCAAACAGAAGAACAACCACUUCAGCCCCCCCGGAGCCUGCAGACAGACUGCCACCAACAGCCUCGUGCCAACUUCCUCAAUGUGACGUGCCGGAGCUGAAUCCUCCAGAAUUCAAGCUGGGUCGACGUGCAUGGCGCAACCCACCACCAACCUAACAUCCAAUCAUUUCAUUUCAUUUCCUGCAGCCAGCUUUUUGUAGACUGCUGAAUUCAUCAUAAAGGCAUGUAUAGGUCACAA